Messenger RNA from Clonostachys rhizophaga, 1182 nucleotides. Lineage: Eukaryota; Fungi; Ascomycota; Sordariomycetes; Hypocreales; Bionectriaceae. The record is from the annotation of a GenBank genome assembly.
AUGGCACCGCCUAAUGAGACGCCCUCCAACCCUAUCACGGUCGCCGAGGUCAAGGAGAUCGCAAAGACCAAGCUCAACCAGCCAACAUGGGACUACUAUACGACUGGAGCGGACGAGAAUCGUACAUUAGACCGCAAUUCUAAGAUCUAUAAGAAACUCCUGCUCCGCCCUCGUGCACUUCGAAAUGUCGCCGAUGUGGACACCUCGACGUAUAUCUUCGGCAAAAGAUACGAUAUACCCGUCGCGAUCGCACCAAGCGCGUAUCAGAAACUUGUAGGACCUGGAGGUGAAAUCGAUAUGACCCGCGCUAGCUAUGCCCUGGGCACCAACUUCACGUUAUCCUCGAACGCCACCACAUCUCUCGAGGAUGUCAUGGCGGCUUUGCCCCCUCGGGAUCCGAAAUAUCCAGCGCCAUGGUUCCAGCUGUACUUUCUACGCUCUCGGGAACAGACUAAGGGUGUGAUUAAACGUGCUGAAGAGGCGGGCUAUGAGGCUCUUGUACUCACCGUCGACACGGCGGUCCUCGGAAACAGGCUGGGCGAGAGAAAGAAGCCUCUUGUCCUCCCGCCCGGUCUAUCAACAGCUAAUCGAGCUUCAAGACAGGCUGGUGGAGUAUCCAAGGGCAGACUUUUGCUCAAUGCGAAGACGGCCGCCGAGGCGAAGAAGGUGGACGAGGAGAACGGGGAUUUCCUUGUCGACCGCUCCCUAGAAUGGGGGGAGGUGAUUCCGUGGCUCAGGGAGCAGACAUCAAUGAAGAUACUCGUCAAAGGCAUAAUGACUGCUGAGGAUGCUCUUGAAGCCAUGGUGGCCGGCGUGGAUGGCAUUGUUGUCUCUAACCACGGAGGUCGGCAACUAGACGGUGUUCCUUCCACGCUUGAAAUGCUUCCGGAGAUAGCCGACGUGGUGAAAGGCAGGAUACCAAUAGUUUUUGAUGGUGGGAUAUCUACGGGCAGCGACGUUUUCAAAGCACUGGCCCUGGGCGCAGAUCUAUGCUUGAUCGGCCGGUCUGCUCUCUGGGGAUUGGCGUAUGAUGGGCAGAAAGGCGUGGAGGCGGUGUUUCACAUUUUGGAACGGGAACUAUGGCGAACCAUGGUCUUAUCUGGAGCAAGCUCCAUAUCCAAAAUCUCCAGAUCCAUGGUGGGAGUUGCUAGACGCGAUGGCUUCGGCGUUUCAAAGCUAUGA